UUUAAGGUUGCUGAACCAGAGCAACAGAGCACAUAAUUUGGCAGCUGAACCAGAGCACAUCUCCAACUGGAUGAACUGGCAAAGAAUAUUACUCUCCCCAUUCCCCCAGGGGAACAAUUAAAAACCAAGAAUCUGGGUUCUUCAGGCUUGCCUUGAGAAUGAAGCAUGAUCUACUUUACAGCCCCACAGGAGCCUUUAGAACCAACAGCCUUAACAAGCAAAGAACCUGAAGCUGGCUCCUUCAUGCAAUGCCAUUUAUAAGACCCAUCCCCUGCCACAGAACUACAUGUACCUCAUAAUUAGCCUUUCCUGCAUUACACCUUUUCAUUCCCUCUUUCCGCAGCUUUUUCAUCAUUAACCAUACCCUCUAGUACAAAAAAAAAAAAAAAAACAAUGGCCAAUAGCCAGCUGAAGCCUGUUGCUUCUCUGCUUCUGGUCUUGAAUUUCUGCAUGUAUGUCAUAAUCUUAGGCAUUGGCGGUUGGGCUGUGAAUAGAGCUAUUGAUCAUGGUUUCAUUAUAGGUAAAUCAAUACCAAGUUGCUUGGAAGAUUUCAAAAUCUUAAAUGUUUUUAUUCGUGAAUGUGAUGCCGUGAACGAUCCUGCAGGACCUGGACUUGACCUUCCCGCACAUUUCUCACCUAUUUACUUCCCUAUGGGAAAUGCUGCCACCGGAUUCUUUGUUACAUUUGCUUUGAUCGCCGGAGUUGUUGGUGCUGCUUCAGCUUUAGCAGGUCUUAAUCAUAUCCGUUCUUGGAAUGCUGAUAGCUUGCCUGCUGCUGCCUCAGUUGCCACCAUUGCUUGGACUCUCACUCUUCUUGCCAUGGGGUUUGGCUGCAAAGAGAUUGAACUCCAUCUCAGGAACGCCCGUCUGGUAAGAAUGAAGGGCAACCUUGUUUUGACUCCCAAGUUUAUUACAAGAUUCACCUGCACGUCCUAUGUAAUUCACACAAAUUUUGACAAAAAACUGAUCUCUUUCUGCAGAGAACCAUGGAAGCAUUUCUUAUAAUCCUUUCAGCUACACAGCUUCUGUACAUAGCAGCCAUUCAUGGUGCCUCAGCAAUCAGGAGAACUUGAAAGUUUGAGUCACCUGAUGUAUGUUUCCUCGUGUAGGCAAUUUUUUUUUCUUUUUUUCCUUUUUUCAUUGGUUUGGUCUGGUUGGAUUUGUAUUAAUCAUCUAAUAAAAUAGAAUUUGCGAGCAACAA
Molecule: messenger RNA, 1201 nt
Organism: Manihot esculenta (cassava)
Lineage: Eukaryota; Viridiplantae; Streptophyta; Magnoliopsida; Malpighiales; Euphorbiaceae
Product: membrane protein PM19L
Exons: 2
Coding region: 394-1005 (203 amino acids)
Source: RefSeq, a predicted model, not a curated record